This is a messenger RNA of Fusarium musae, 624 nucleotides long. RefSeq lists its product as uncharacterized. Bases 1 to 624 code for a protein of 207 amino acids. Lineage: Eukaryota; Fungi; Ascomycota; Sordariomycetes; Hypocreales; Nectriaceae. The record is from RefSeq and is a predicted model, not a curated record. The transcript is spliced from 2 exons.
AUGCGCUUUGAAUCUUUGGCCUAUAUGGGCCUGGCUGGCUCUGCAACAGCCAGCGUCAUCCUCUCGAACGAUGUUCCUCUUACUGGUCCCUCUUUUCUCGCCAACUUUGACAUUUCAAAGACAGAUUUCCUUAAUGAAGCCAAGGAAAAGUUCCCAUCUCUGGUUGAAGAACUCUUCGACACUAAGAUCUUGAACAAAACAGACCUCAUUUUCGCUGUUGAUGUCUUUUCAGCUUCGACCAAUGAUUCGCUUUACAGCUACUUCCACGUCGGCGAUACAUACAAAGAUACUCUCACAAAAGGAAACCUGACUGAGGAUACAAUCUUUAGAGCUGGCAGCGUGACAAAGGUCUUCACUGUGUAUGCUAUUAUUGCCAAGGCUGGCAUUGAGGCAUUGAGCUAUCCUGUGUCCAUUUUCCUGCCCGAGCUCUUGGGUAAUUCGUCUAGCAGCCCACUGGAGAGAAUUGACUGGAGUGAAAUCACUGUGGGGGCCCUUGCUACACAUCAGGCUGGCACCAGUGGCCCGGGACAGUACCUUACGCCGGAUACCGACGGGGCCGAUCGCGAGGGUGAGUAUGGUACUAUCGCGUAUGUGAAACUUGCUUACAAGACCAGCGUUUCUUGA